Messenger RNA from Perkinsus marinus ATCC 50983, 1707 nucleotides. RefSeq lists its product as hypothetical. The transcript has 9 exons. The record is from RefSeq and is a predicted model, not a curated record. Gene Ontology annotation, molecular function: phosphatidylinositol transfer activity. NCBI's taxonomy places the organism in Eukaryota, Perkinsozoa, Perkinsida, Perkinsidae. Bases 1 to 1707 code for a protein of 568 amino acids.
AUGUCCUUGAAGGCCAGAAGUAUGCCGGAAGGCACCAAUAUCGAUAGGGCUGCAUCCCGCUUGGUUAGUAUGUUAUUUCGUGGUGGGGCUUUCGGACUUGAACCACCACCAUCAUCACCACCUGCUGCUGCUGCUGCUCCACAAGUUUCUGACUCUGUACUACAUCAGCCGUUCUCUGGCCCUCCGGAGACCAUACCUGAGGUUAGGCCUGAAGAGAGCUCUGAUUCAUCAGUUCACAGCGACAAUACCCUGUCUAGCAUUGUAGUAGGAGUAGGAGUAACAGCUCCUCAAAAUACUACAAUGCCUGAUGAAACCACAGGGUCGCUACUACUCGAUACUAAUGUCACUGGAUUCACCACGCUCGAUUCUCUAAUUACCCCCUCUAAUCCAAGCAAUGAGGUUGCUAAUAAAAUCUCUGCUCCCACGUUUGGUGGUAAGGAUGGUAACAAGAGGUCGACAGGUCCGACUCACAUCAAUAUGAGUGAGCUUACUGUGGAGAAUCGAGAUCGAUUACUAUCGUUGAUACCUAGAGAUCCUCAGACGGGAAUGGUGCUCUCUGCGGGCAGUAUCGUGCACGAGCUUGGUACUUGUAGGCCUUGUGUAUUCGCUGGUAAUGCGGAGAGGCCCUGCGUGUACGGUAUGGAGUGCCUCUUCUGCCAUUUCCAUCAUGAUAUCCGUAAAAGAUCAAGGCUGAAUCGUAAGCAACGUGAAGAAGCUCGUAAGAUGCGGGAGACUCAGAAUUCUAUUGGCUUUAGUCUUGGUUCUCCAUUACUUGGUGACGAUGCAUCAGCAGAAGAGAUCUAUACAAGUCUUGUAGGUCAUGCUCAUGCUGUGGAACUACAAAAGAUCACACUAGAUCAUCUAUUGGAUGGGGGUGACGCCAAGUCGGAGUUCAUCGAGGUCUCAUUAACUCGUGACCGUGGUGGGAGUAAAAGCACAAGCCUCCAGAUAGUGCCACUCGGUGAUCCCCAUUACCAAGUUGUUACCCAAAUGAUGCAGGAUCUACCUCCCCACUCUAUUUUCAACCACUGUGCAUGGCGAGUAACGGAAAGGGAUUACCUUCGCUUCGCCAGGGCCCGGAAUGGAAGAGUGAAUGAUGCAUUGAAGUUAAUGAAGGAGCAUGUCGAGUCCCGUAGAGUCCAUGGUCCGAUUGAGCACAUGAGGCCACAUGUACACUUUCCCCAUGCACUAGCGAGCAAGGCGUGGAAGUUCGCUGGAGUGACUCGUUGUCGUCAUCCUUUUGCUGUCUUCAAGGCCAAGAAUGUCGUCCCUAAGGACAUACAAGGCGGCAUCACUGAGUACGUCAAAUACUUAGCAUACAACCUGGAUUCGCUCGGAAAAACUGCGGAUUCUAUCCCUGAAAGUGAUGGGAAAUUAGUGGUUCUCAUAGACCUAGAAGGGUGGUCAAUGUCUCGAAAUGUCGACAUGUCAUUCGCCCGACAGUUUGUACGUCUUGCUCAGGACGAGUUCCCUGAACGCUUACACGCUGGGAUACUCGUUAAUAGCCCCUUUGUUUUUACUGCUUUCUGGCGUGUAUUGAAGCCUUGGCUGGACAGUCAAACGAGAGAGAAGAUUGACAUUUUGGGCAGCAAUUUUCAUGAUACUCUAGUGAGCAGGUUUUUGGACAAGGAGCAACUGGAAGCAGUAUACGGUGGAACGCAUCGACCCUAUCCAGACACUGUUGAACAUACUCUGUCAUUCUUAUAA